AGUUUCAUUUUUAGUUCCUGUUCAUCCACCAACCAUGAGUGACCCAACAAGUGACCAACUCCAGAGAAUGGUUUCUGUGAUGAAAAUACAGAGUUGGACGCAGUUAACAGUUUCAUGUUUCGUUCCUGUUCAUCCACCAACCAUGAGUGACCCAACAAGUGACCAACUCCAGAGAAUGGUUUCUCUAAACCUGAAAAUACAGAGUUUGACACAGUGGGACAUCUACAGAGAUGUUCAAUAUUCACAAAGAACAAGGAUCUCCAAAGAAAAGCUGAUGAAGCUCGCAGAGAGAAAUUGUUCAAAUCCAGUCGUUUUGAAGUGGCUGAGAGAAAACUCCUUCACCAAACUGGUGGAGAUGUUCAACUUCUUUAAAAAGCACAUAGAUGAGGAAGAGAAGAAGAACCACAGUGACACUGUGGACAUCACUUUUGUGGCUCAUGGAGCAAUCAGAGACUUUAUGAUCCCAGCCAGCUGUCUGCUGCCUCUGGCCUCCAUCAGAGACGUGGUUCUUUAUGCUCCCUGGAACUGUGUCUCCGCAGGUGCAGAGCUAACAUACGCCAUCGCCACGGGACGACUGAAGCCUCAGCACAGAGUCUUCUACUGCUACAAGAAGGAUGGAUGUUCAGUUCCUGAUUAUAAACAUCGACCUGUUAAACUACCGGACCGCUGGAACUCAAUGAAACAGGCUGGAGACCAGAUGAUCCCAAACAUCACAGUUAGUCCUCUAAGUCCAGACGAUGGUGUUUGGAAGAACUUUGAGUUUCUCACCAAACUAUACGGCCCUGUUGGGAGAAACCGGAUCGUCAUUCCCUUCAUUCUCCCAGGAAAAGAAUCAGACAGCGUCCCGUUCUCUGUGGUCACCUUGGCUCUGUCUCUGGUUCUGCUGCAGUCCAGGUUCAAAGCCACCGUCCACCUGGACGCCUGUCUGACUGACCACUCUAUUGGACAGAAGCUUGACAGAAAAUAUCUGGAGAGGCAGUACGCCUACGCUGUUGAUGGCACUGGAAUGAUGACAUCUUCAUCAUUAUGACAUCUUAUGACAUCUUCAGUGUAUUGUGGAUAGAAAAGAUUAUGAAUAUGUUAUAUUAGCAGUUUAUUUUGGUAAAAAUGUGUUCUGCCAAUCUAAAUGUGUAAAUUAUAAUAUCUACAUGAAGCUCCUCCCUCAGGUACCAGAUUUCUGGGUUUUAUAGUUAUUAGUUUGUAUUAAAAUUACAUCAAAUGUUCUCAUAUUAUAUAUGUAUAUACCAUAUAACUGUAUAUACCAAGACAACUGGAGUACUAGAAAAUGUUGGUUUAUUGGUUUCACAUCCUGCUUUCACACAUCACAGCUAAAUGGUAAUGCUGCAGAAAACCAUUUUCUUCCAAUCCACAGCUGGUCAGCCCAAUUCUGAUGUUAGAAAGUCAACAGACUCUCAUGUGAUUCUGUGUUGAAUCUUAUAAGACAACUGUUUGUGAUUUUCUAAUAGUUUGUAAACCAGUCACACAUUUGGGAAAGGGAGGGACUUUGUGCCACUAUAUAUA
Molecule: messenger RNA, 1521 nt
Organism: Xiphophorus maculatus (southern platyfish)
Lineage: Eukaryota; Metazoa; Chordata; Actinopteri; Cyprinodontiformes; Poeciliidae
Exons: 3
Coding region: 35-1030 (331 amino acids)
Source: RefSeq, a predicted model, not a curated record